Messenger RNA from Leptosia nina, 870 nucleotides. The record is from the annotation of a GenBank genome assembly. NCBI's taxonomy places the organism in Eukaryota, Metazoa, Arthropoda, Insecta, Lepidoptera, Pieridae.
AUGCAGCUCUUGGGACGGAGCAAUGAAUUAAUAGAAAUUUAUUAUAUGUCGCCCAUUCCCGUGUUUUUAAAAUCGAUUGUAACAGUAUGCUUACAACGAUUUGAAGAGCGCUCCAUCGCAAUAAAGGACUAUCAUACUGUGCAAGCCAACAAGUGGCAAUAUUUGGCUACCCUAUAUAAACACGAUCUUGCAAACUAUGACGGGCGAGAUAAAUUCCUCCUAAACAAUGGAAAGCUGCAACUUAAAUUGCAAUUUAUGGUAACAAAUGAUGUAAAAGUUGAGGGAGUAAAUAUACCAGAAACACAAUUAAGUAAUGAUUUUGAGAAACUUUUAAAUGACAGUCUAUUUUCAGAUGUAGUAAUGAAAUCUGCUGAAGGUUUUGAGUACAAAGUGCAUAAGGCUGUACUGGCAAGUCGCAGCCAGGUAUUAAAAGCACACUUUGACCAUAACACAACAGAGUGCUUGACAAAUAUAAUCGAAUCUCCUUUUGAAACUGAUUCUCUUAGAGAAGUACUAACAUUUAUAUAUAUCGACAAAGCACCAAGAGUUGAUGAAAUACCAGAAAUAUUAUUAGCUGCUGCUGACUAUUAUCAGCUAAGUGGGCUAAAAAGUCUUUGUGAGGAGGCAUUAUACAAGAAAGUGACUGUUGAGAAUGCCAUAGAGACAUUACAAUUAGCAGAUUUACACUCUGCCAAAACUCUAAAAGAAUUAACAUUGGAAUUUAUCAAAGAUGGCCAAGCCAAGCUUAUUACUAAAACAGAGGGAUGGGCUAAGAUUAAGUCAGUGGAAUUGAUUAAAAGCAUUUAUGAGUAUAUUAUGACUGAUGAUGUAGAAGCCGACAUUAAACAAUCUAUGGCACAGAUCUUAUAA